Molecule: messenger RNA, 2118 nt
Organism: Brassica rapa (field mustard)
Lineage: Eukaryota; Viridiplantae; Streptophyta; Magnoliopsida; Brassicales; Brassicaceae
Product: proteinaceous RNase P 1, chloroplastic/mitochondrial
Biological process (GO): tRNA 5'-leader removal
Molecular function (GO): ribonuclease P activity; protein binding
Source: RefSeq, a predicted model, not a curated record
CCAAAAUCCAUCCAUGGCAGAAUCUUAUUAUAUCUUCAAGCUGCUAACCUUUGUGUGUAAUCCAUGGUGAAUCCUGAAGGAGACGCUGGUUCGACCAAAGUCUUCUUCUUUUAUCUACUUUCACUUUACCCAUCAGAAAGACAGUCUCUCUCUCUCUGGUUCUAAGUUUUGGAUAGAUUGUAAUGUUCUUUACACACCCAUUAUCUUCGAUUUUUGGUUGAUGAAUUGUAUUGAAAAUUGAAUGUACAACAGAUACAGAGUUAUGCUGCGUGCAACUUGUUUUACUCCUUCCCUUUCUAGGGCGUAUUGCCCUUUAUUCGCACUGUUUCUGAGAAUCCCCUCUGUUCAUCACCCGCAUCAUCCUAGCUCUUCUCCAUUUCGUGGGUACCAUAGUUCAUUACAAGUCAAAGGGUCUCGAGAUAGACGGCGUAUUCUCGUUGAUCACAACAGACAUCUCUGCACCAUACCCGAAGCUGCUAAACAACCGCCAGCUUCGACUUCCGAAAACUUAUCAAGAAAAGCGAGGAAGAAAGCUAUUCAGCAGUCUCCCGAAUCAAUGCUCAAACAAAAGCUAGACAUGUGCUCUAGGAACGGUAAUGUCCUGGAAGCUCUUCGCUUGUACGAUGAGGCCAAACGCAACGGCUUGCAGCUCAGCCAGUACCAUUACAAUGUCUUGCUAUAUGUCUGCUCGUUGACUGAUGGAGAAGCAGAGUCUCCUUCUGCGAAUCCAGGACUUAGUAGGGGUUUCGAUAUAUUUAAGCAGAUGAUUGUCGACAAAGUGGUUCCUAAUGAAGCCACCUUCACAAACGGUGCUAGGCUUGCAGUUGCGAAGGAUGACCCGGAGAUGGCUUUUGAUAUGGUGAAGCAGAUGAAAGCCUUUGGGAUUCAACCGAGGCUGAGAUCGUACGGACCAGCUCUUUUUGGUUUCUGUAGGAAAGGCGAUGCAGAGAAAGCAUAUGAAGUCGAUGCGCAUAUGAUUGAAUCGGAGGUAGUCCCUGAGGAGCCUGAGCUUACUGCUCUAUUGAAAGUUAGUAUGGAAACAAAGAACGCAGAGAAAGUCUAUGAGACGUUGCAGCGGUUGAGGGAUUUGGUAAGGCAGGUUUCUAAACCGACUUUUGACGCGAUUGAGGAGUGGUUUGAGUCUGAGGCUGCUGGGAAAGCUGGAGUUGAGAAAUGGGAUGUGAAGAGGAUAAGGGAAGGGGUUGUGAGUGGUGGUGGUGGGUGGCAUGGACAGGGUUGGCUUGGGACUGGGAAAUGGAAUGUGACGAGAACUGAGAUGGAUGAGAACGGUGUGUGUAAAUGUUGCAAGGAGAAGCUUGUUUGUAUCGAUAUCAAUCCGGUUGAGACUGAAAACUUUGCUGCUUCGUUGACUCGGUUGGCUUGUCAGAAAGAAGUCAAAGCUAGUUUUAAUCAGUUUCAGGAAUGGCUGGAGAGACAUGGACCGUUUGAUGCAGUCAUAGACGGAGCCAACAUGGGGUUAGUCAACCAGCGAAGCUUCAGCUUCUUCCAGCUUAACAAUGUUGUCCAGAGAUUUCAACAAAUAAGUCCCUCGAAAAGGUUACCACUUGUGAUCCUGCACAAGAGUCGUGUAGUGGGAGGUCCAGCUACUUACCCCAAAAACAGAGCAUUGCUAGAGAAAUGGAAAAACGCCGGUGCUCUCUAUGCUACUCCUCCUGGCUCAAACGAUGAUUGGUAUUGGCUAUACGCUGCUGUAAGUUGCAAGUGUUUAUUAGUGACAAACGAUGAGAUGAGAGACCAUCUCUUUCAGCUACUUGGAACUAGUUUCUUCCCAAGGUGGAAAGAGAAGCAUCAGGUUCGGAUCUCUGUGUCAAGAGAGGAUGGACUCAAACUGCAUAUGCCACCUCCAUACUCCAUUAUUAUACAGGAGUCUGAAGAUGGAAGAUGGCAUGUCCCAAUGAGUGUAGAAGAUGAUCUUCAGACAUCAAGGCAAUGGCUAUGCGCCAGAAGAUCCAAAACACAUUGAACUUCUUCUUUUUUUUUAUUUGGGUUAAACCUUGUUGUAACAUCACCAACAUUGAUUGUUUUAGAAAUAGAUUGUUGUUUCAUUGAAAAACCAGACGAUAGGAUUAUUUAUAUCUCAUCACUUUUCAAUUAUCU